ACUUCCUUGCAAAUGUGUUUUCUGUCAGAGGAGACCAGGCUGCCACAGUCUUGACACAGAGCAGGGAGUAUCACAGUGCUGUGCAGACUGUUGACCAAGUUCACAAACUAGACCUCAGAAACAGCGAUGAAGAGACGUCAUGGGAAUAAUCGCCUGUAGACCCUCCCUCUCUCCCUCCUCCGGUCCCAUCUCUUCCCUCCCUCUCUUCUUAGUGCCAGUGCUCUCCAGGCGAGCAAACAGUCAACUUCAACUUGACAGCAGCUGCAGAGCAUAUCAGGUUUCUACAGGACUGUAAGAGUCACACGCCCCUUACUGAAUUACUGGAGAUAAAAGCAGCACAACUGUCCUUCGCUGUCUGGCCGCAGAAGAGGCAUCAAAACAGAGCUCGUGCCAUGGAGUGAUCAGUUUACGAACCUGCAUUCUCCAGACCAAGUCUCUCCCCGCUCGUCUCACCUGUAAACAUGGGGAUAUGUAAGAGUAUGAGGGUUUGGAGGUGGCAGGGCAGCGCUGGAGCGCUCGGGGCCGGAGUGGGAGUGGUACUGCUGGGACUGGGCCUGGCCCAGUCUGUCCCUCCACAGACAGCCUGUGCAGCAGCUCCGGCCCAGCAGAGCCUCAUCCAGCCCCAUUACGAGGACACGACAGGGGGGUACACUAGUGUGGGUUUUAUGGCGGCUCCUGUACAGUCCUUCCUCCACACAGUCCAGCCUAAAGCAUUUCCUGGAGAUCUGAUCUUGGAAGUGGCCAAUGAUUAUGGGAAAGUGUUGUCAAAUCAAGAACUCAUCAAAAAAGCCCUGUUGUAUGAAGUGGGUUUCCUGGUAUGUGCAGCAAUUGGCAUCCUGUACAUCAUCCUGAUGCCCAUAGUUGGCUUCUUCUUGGCGUGCUGUCGCUGCUGCUGUGGCAACUGUGGUGGGAAGAUGUACCAGAAACAGACGUCCUCCAUUCACUGUCGCAGGAGAACUCUCUAUUGGAGUGCAUUCGUCACCACCGUCAUUAUCCUUGCUGGGAACAUCUGCAUGUUCAAAAGUAAUGAAGAUCUCAAAGUGAGUGUGGAUCAGGGUCCAACGCAGCUCAACGCAAUGUUAAACAAUAUCCACACCUUCCUCACAGCUGUGCCUCAGCAAGUUCGUUAUGUGGUGGAUGAGAGCUACAAAACCAUAGAAGAGGUUACCAGAAACCUAGACGACAUUGGUCCUCAGUUGGGAACUGAGAUCCAGGAGCGGUUCAAUGAAAGUCUGGGCCCAGCACUUCACUCAAUUAGACUUCUGAACCAAGAGAUUAGCACCACCACUGCUAAACUUGAUACCCUGAACUCAUCUUUGGCCCAGCUGCAGUCCAGCGUGGACUACAUCCACGCCAACAUCACCGCUGUCAAAAACCGCAUCAAUCAGACUUUAUCAAACCCAAACUGCACUGACUGUGAAAACCAAAAGCCAGGCCUGGAGAAACUAACACUGGACAUCACCCUCACUAGCCCCAGCUUGAAUGAGUUCCAGUCUGCAGUGGAUGAAGUCAACAGAAUUGAUCUCACAUUGAAAAUCAAGGAGGUUGAGGAUUAUUUUAACAGCAUCCCACAGAAGGUGACUGUUGACACCUGGGGUGUUAUUCAAAUAAGUAAGCAGGAGCUGGGUAAGAUAAAAACACAGAUCUCACAGGUUACUGGUAACAUCCCUUUAUCUACUCUGACCAACGUGUCGGGGUCUCUGAACCAGCUGCACAGAGAAAUUGGCAGGUUCACUCCAGAGGUCAUGAGAGCUGAGGAUAUUAGAUGGAAAGUGUGUAUUGCCCUGUGCUGCGUGGUGCUCCUGGUGGUGGUGUGUAACCUCCUGGGUCUGAUCCUGGGCCCUGUGGGUCUGACACCCAAAGCAGACCCCACAAAACGCUCCUGCACGGCGGACUGUGGAGGCACCUUCUUCAUGAUGGGUGCAGGUUUCAGCUUCCUCUUCUCCUGGCUGUUGAUGAUUGUGGUGCUGGUAUUGUUCUUGCUGGGUGGAAACAUCUACACCCUGUUCUGUCGGCCCUGGAACAACGGACAGCUGCUAAAGUUCAUUGAUAAAGAAUUCAUUCCAGAGAUACGUCAGACUUAUGGACUGCAAGCCAACAUCAGUUUCUCUGAAGUCUAUAGAGACUGUAAGGAAAACAAGCCUCUGUGGACAACUCUCCACUUGUCUGAUCUCGUAAACCUUGAUGAAUUCCUCAAUGUAUCUAGAUACACAGAGCAGAUACGGGAGCAGUUUGAGAAUACACACAUCAAUCUGUCCACCAUCACUCUCCUAAGCCCUGACAUUCAAAACCAACUCAGCAGCUUCUCUGCCAAGACUGAAAGUUUUGACUCCACUGCUAUCACACAGCAGAUGAACAACAUUUCCAGGAUUAAUCUGAAUACAACGGCAGAAAAGCUUGAUAUGCUUUCUGGCCUUCAAACUAACAGUGAUAGGCGAAAAGAGCUCCAAAACGAGGCCAAUGAUCUGAGGCAAAUCCAGGCCAGCAUAGAAACAACCAUCACCCUGCGAAUGGAAAGCAUUCACUCGACCAUCAAGAGUCUUCGAUCCGUCACAGAAAAAAUCAAUGGAACGGUGGGGGAGGUGCUCAGCAGCGUGGGAGCAGCACAAGACUUCCUCAACACAAAUACAACACAGAUCGUCAAGACCGAAAGCAGAAAGUUUUUGGACUGUCAGCUGGGUUACUUCAUUGCUUAUGCCAACUGGGCCAACCUCACGAUCACGCAAGAGAUAGGCCGCUGUCAGCCGGUGGUGGGAGCUUUGGACUCGGUGGACAUCAUCCUCUGCUCAAACAUGGUGGAGUCUUUGAAUGCAUUCUGGUUCAGUCUGGGCUGGUGCUUGAUCUUCUUCAUCCCCAGCAUCAUCUUUUCCAUCAAAUUAGCCAAGUACUACAGGAGAAUGAAGUACUCUGAUGUCUUUGACGACCACAUAAUUAUGAACCACAUCCCGAGGGCCCAGAUGAAAAUCACCUGAGAGGACAGCGUAUGUGCAGCACAGCUUUAAAAGAGUGCAGGCAUGACUGUGGCAUCCCUCGACAAGAUAAAAACACAUGGUGCACUCCUGCACAGAUGUGGCACAUUGUCACUCUAGUGAAAAGUCUCAGAAAAAAGAGUUAGACUUACAUCAUCUUACAUUUUACAUCUUACAUACAAUUACAAUUACACAUUUCAUACACCACACACAGCAUCUUUGAACUGAUCUCAGGGGGACAGAGGACAUAAGGGGUUCUUCAGGGAUCUUCAUCAUUUCAAAAAAACUUUUAAAGAAAUUUAUUCCAUUCAUUGUUUUACAUAAAUGUUUUGUAUCUAUUUAAAACUAAUUUUUGUUGAGAGUUGCAGUGCUUUCAGAGAAUGCAGCAGUAUGUUACUGUGCCAACAGACAUUUGCAAUAUGUCAGUCUCUGUCUGUUCUUCACACUUAUUUGGCAACCUAUGAAACACUUUUAAACUAUUGUUUAUAGUUAUACUUGCACUAAUGUGGGAAAUCAAAGCACAAUUGUCUGUGAAUCAUGAAAUGAAUACAUUUUUUAUGUGACAAAGACUGAAACUAUCAGCCACUAUAUCUGCAUAAUGCAACCAGAUGUUUUUGUUACCAUUUUCUUUGCAGAUAUGUCUUUUGUAAAUUUUGAUUUUGACUGUGAUUCAUGAUUUAAUAAUGAUUUUUGUAUGUUGUACCACUUUGUACUGAAUAAUAGAUUGUGUUUUAUCUGUCUGUUACACAGACCUUUAUUUGGUAUAUUCAAAACGUUAGAAACAUUUCUGCCAGUUCUUGUGAAAACUACUGUUAAAAUUGUUACUGACCAACAAA
Lates calcarifer (barramundi perch) is the source of this 3805-nucleotide messenger RNA. It is a transcript of the gene prom2, whose product is annotated as prominin 2. Lineage: Eukaryota; Metazoa; Chordata; Actinopteri; Centropomidae. Bases 462 to 2972 code for a protein of 836 amino acids. The transcript has 25 exons. Gene Ontology annotation, cellular component: cilium; cell surface; microvillus. The record is from RefSeq and is a predicted model, not a curated record. Gene Ontology annotation, molecular function: cholesterol binding.